Molecule: messenger RNA, 9913 nt
Organism: Cladocopium goreaui
Lineage: Eukaryota; Dinophyceae; Suessiales; Symbiodiniaceae
Source: the annotation of a GenBank genome assembly
CAAAGCCAGAGUAGAAACAUAAUUAUAUCAGUGGUUCAAUCUUGCUUGGUUGCCGAAUCAAGGCUGUCUGGUGCCAUGCUUUUGCAGCUUUUGGAUCGAUAGUGUGAGAAGUAGCAGCACAGGCACACUGGGACAAAUUUCACCCGCAAUAGCGAGGGUUGUUUGCGCUUUUUGUCCGGCCAUGGAUCACAUUGAAUUCAAAGUCCCUGCUGGGUGCUACACAGAAGCUUCUGUGAAGGAACUGAGAGCCUUCCUCAGCUGCACGCAUCGGAAGAUCGGCGAAGGAUCUCUUCUGUGGCGCGUGAGGCUUCAGUUGGCCGACAUGAAAGAGGAAUUUCAACGAAAGAUGAGCGACUUUGACCGAAAGAAAGCCAUGGAUAUGCGAACGCUCAGCAAGGACUUUGAGAAGAAGGUGGAGAUUGAGGCAGCGAAGCUUCGAGCGAGAACCAAGGACCAGUUGGAUUCCACGACCAAGCGGACCAUCAUGGAAAAUGAACAAAUGGUGGGCCGACAGCUGGAGGUUGUGGCAGUGCUUGAGAAGUUUGGGGCUUAUGGCAUUCGGCUGGUGAAGAAAUACACCAGUGUGGCCGUGGUGGCGGCAUUUCUGAUGCAAAAGGAGAAGAUCUCCCUGGGAAAGGCGAAAUCGCUGGGUUUCGGAGCUGAUUUCAUGGGAUUGUACCAGGAAUCAUGGGAUUUAACCGAGAAGCGUCCUGAGAUCGACUGUAGGACCAACUUUUUGGACCAGCUUCGGUCUCUGGAGGAGGAGCUUCAAGUGGUACCUGUAUGUCCCAUGACCCUGGAGGCGGCCGGCGCGCUCAAGAACGAGCUGUCUGAGGUCAAUCCUAAGGUGAUUAUGGAGAUUUCCUUCGAUGGGCAAUCCGUAGGGCGGAUCGAGUUCGAACUCUUCUGUGGCUGGGCUGAAAGGUUGAAUGACUUGAAGUUUGAAGGCUCAAGUGCAUCGAUAGCGAUGUGGACCGGCCACGGGAGUCGUGCUCGCCAACCAUGCUGGCGUAAACUGCAUGCGGCCUUCCAUGCGGGCGGGAAAUGCAUGCGGCCUACCGUGCUGGCGGUAAAUGCACGAGGACUAUCGAGCAGAAAGGCAACCUGGAUGUGGACGUUCUCGUUAAUCCUGCUGUUCCGUGUGUUCUUCUUCUCUCGCGUUUUCGUUUGUCUCGGUCGCGGAGUGGUAGCGUGCAGUGUCGCUCUGCCGACCCAACGUUUGCCGAAGCGAUUUUGCGGGGGUGGCCCGCCACCAGAAGCGAAAGAGCUCGUAGCUGCAAUCUGCUUGUCGGUUCUGCAAGACGAAAAGCGCGUCACUGCAGUGCUGAACCAAUCUUGGGUGGACACCUGGCACGGCUGGGAAGAGUUAAAGGCGGAUGGGUCGGACACUGUUGCCAGGAACGUCGCAGAGCGUUUGCUGCAGAUCGCUGGCGUCAAUAUGCCCCGAAACAUGAUGACCAAUGCAUGUCGGUUGCAGGAAUUGACUGCUCGCGGCUUGCACCUCAAAGUUGCAUCGUCGCAUGGUGUCAAUAACUGCCUCAUCGAUUCACUUUUGCUGUGCCUCGUUAACAAAGGCUUGACUCCACAAGAAUACACCAUGGCCGAACGCAAAGCGCUAUGUGCCACAUGUCGAGAAGAUUUGUGUGUGCGACACGGGGUCCCCCGUGGUGUGUACCUGGACGGGCACCGGGAUACACCACGACAAGGCUAUCAUUUUGACGCGUUGGUUGGUGCCGUGGCGCAGAGUGGGAACCAACGAAAAUCAUGUGCGAGAGGAAGCCAAGCGCACACAACCGAAGAUGAAGGAUCGAGGCACGAAGACCGAGGCCACAGACCGCCUAGCAUGGAGUUGCAACGAGUUCAUCAGGCCUUGGACGGAUUUUUCCGGUCACGCGGCACUGGCAUCAACGUGAACACGCAAGACGCUCGCGACAUCAUGGAAGCUUGGGAUGAUGCGGAGAGAUGCUCGGUGAAACUGCAUAUGCUAUUGCAGGCGAACACAACGUACAUGGAUGCGGGCAUGCAUGCUGCGCGACGCUUGCUUGGGGAAUGGCGCGCGCACUACGCAACAUACACCCAAGGUCCCGGGCAAAGAUUAGGCGAGUCGAUGAGCGGAAAGGGCGGGAAGAAAGAAGUGGAACCGGCCGCAGAGGCGGAGGCUAUGGAGGUGGAGGAAGCUGUGGCAAGCAAUCGGCAGAAACUAUCGGAAACGGAGGUUACCGACAAGGAUGCAAGCAGCACCGGGAAGAAAGCAGCGGCCAAGAGGCCGCUGGCUGAAGGCCUGGGUUUGCCUCGGAAAAGGUUACGCGGAAAACAGCCGGUGCCCGAACAAGGUCUAGCAAGGAACGAUGUCAAAGGAGAUGAUGCAUUGGAUCACGGCCUUGCACUCGAUGAGUAUAUUUUGCGGACAUGGCACGCUACACACGGAAACCCUGACCCACGAGCCCAGGGUGACAUGGUGUUAGAGGCGUUGGGAAAACAGUUUCGGAAGAAACCCACGUUGCCCCAUUGGAUGGCUAUAGCAACACGAGAUGCGGCUUUCGAUUUGCCGGAUUACAUUUGUUCUUUCGAAGGGUGUAAUUUUGAGUCGGAGCUAGCGGAAGCGUUUGAAGAACAUGUUUGUCAAGAGCAUCGCCGGGCACUGGAACCUUUGGCAUCCAAACCAGCAACCAAGGCAAAGAUGUUGGAAGCAUACCGGGCAGGUUUAACCUGGGCAUGCCAGCAAGAUGCACCCACAGCUCACAUUGCCAUUGAUAGGCGUUGUCUGCGGCAGUAUCGCGACUCGCAAAGCGGUGACAAGAUCGGGGCCGGCAUCUGUUUACUUUGCGCGCGCCGGUUUCCGUAUGCCGACGCCAUGGGCGAGGGCGAUCGCAUACAAUGGAAACAAUUGGCGGGGAAGUCGCAUUUUCUUGGCCUGUCUUUGGAAGAAACAAAACGAUGGCUGAGUUUAGACACGUAUUGGAGCACCUAUGCCAUGCAAUACGGGAGAACAGUCCGAGAACGCUUGCGCGCCGAGUUGCAAGAUUGGUGCGCUGAUGUCGAACUUGAUGGGCAAAAUUUGUCGAUAAUAUGUUGUCCUGAAGACAAAGUCUGCGCAAAGCGCUGCCCCCCUGGUCGGAUCUGCUCGGCGUGCUGGGCGCCAGUAUGCAUGCAUUGCCGGGACAGCUUGCGCGCAAAAGAGGCGUCCAGGCUGGCGUUGGCGAACGACAUGUUAGUUUUUUAUACGCCCCGCAUGAUUUACAAGGAAGAAGUUACUUUCAUGGAAUUAGUGUGCGCCAGCCCGUGUUUUACUGCCAUGGCUUGCUUCAGUUUGGAGAAGAAGUUGCUAGGAGACCGGGCAUUGGAUCAAGAUGCGUUCAUGAAUCGGAACCGUUUGGUUGCCCGAGGGAAUGCCACAACCUUCCCAUUAGCGUGGGAAGAGUUAUUGCAAAACUUGCAAGCAGCAUCUACAGAAGCAGCUGCGGGAGAAAUACGCCUACCAAAAGUUGGGGUCGAAUUGGCUGCGGUAAUCAACGUAAUCAUCAAAGCAGGAGGACCACUGUCCGAACGCGAUGACGCCGCAAAGAUCAUUCACCAAGCUCGCGUGCGGCGGGCCGUCGUGCUGCAGCUGAUUGCCGAUGCGAAGGCCCGGGAACACCCUGCCUACAACUUUCUGAACAUGAACGAAGUAGUGCAGCGUGCCGAACAGCUGCCAGAAGAUGGUGUCCCAGCAGAGAUCGUCGCUUGGUUGCCUCAUGACACAGACUUGGAUAACGUGCAGCGCCAAAAAGCAGCAACGCCAACCCGGGCCAUGUUGUCGGAAGCAGACGUGCAAGCCGAGUUUGCGUACAUGUGCAAGCCGAACGCUGUAGUGAGCGAGCGUACAAGCGGCGGCUUCGCUGAUCCUAAUGCAACGCACGUGGCAGCCUUGCAGGCCGUGGUGCAGACACGCGAGGCGUGCAGAGCUGAAACCACCACGGCGGUGGUUUACACCGGCAAUCGUUUGUUGGAUCAAUUUGAACCGUGGUAUUUCGCGUUUGCCUUUGCUUUUCUCUUCCCGUAUGGAAGUGGAAUGCCGGAUCCGCCAAGCUGGAGUCCCAAACUUCGGCACCGCCGUCCACCGGAUGCUUUGCGUGUCGAGUUCGCAACUUGGAUGCGUUGCAUGGCCCGGCGCUGUGAAUCUCAAAUCAAUCGGGAUUGGACGUUCGGAUUCACGAGUUGGAAUUUGUAUUUCCGGUCGGCAAUCAAUUUGUCUCGGAAUCUGUCCCCAUACAACGCGCCAAUCUUUGAUGAAGCCGAACAAAAAUUUCGUGCCCUGCGUGCCGAAGAAGUUGAAGCCGGCGCCUUGCAAUUACUGAAUGCCUUGAGUGGAACGUAUGCGGAUGUCCGUGGAAACCUUCGACCCGUGAAUGGCGACGUCUCCAAGUUGGCAUACGUUCGAAAUCUGCGCCCCGCCGCGCGCAAGCUGUUGAAAAAUAUGAAGCAUACGGCCCGCAGCUUGCCAGGAACGCAAGAAGCAAGACGCCAAAUGCGUUUUGAAAUUGAAGCGAUGCGGGUCCGCUACGGCGUGCCGUUGUUCAUCACGGUGUCGCCCGAUGAGGCGCACCAGUGGCUCUUCAUUCGCAUGUCGCGAACGCGCGCAUCCGAUCCAGUGCGCAGCGCAUCGGUGUGGCAGGAGUGGUGCUCAGGAGAUCGGCAGUUCCCAUCGCUAGAUGGCGACCUUUGUUUCCCAAUCCAUCUCGAAAAAUUUUGUCGCGCGCUUCCAUCCUGGGAGCAGCGCCGUGCGUUGUUGGCCCGUGAUCCCUUGGCCUCUGUUGAUGGUUUUCACGUUUUACUGCGGUUGCUUUGUCGGCACAUCUUUGGCGUGCGAAUGUGCGAGCACUGCCCUGACUGUGACAUGACUGCAACCCCAUGCAGCGACACGUCUGGCAGCAACGCGAGCCUGUUCGGCGGAGUGUUUGGACGCGUCGAUGCCAUAUACGUCACGAUUGAAGCCCAGAAGUCCACUGGAUCAUUACAUGGGCACAUGCAAUGUUUUGUUCAGUGCUUGCACCAACACACGCCGCUAACAGAAAUUUUCCAGCUUCCGCAUUUGCGAUUAGAAGCGUUGCGGCAAGAAUACUGCAAGUAUCAAGCGCACGUUGCGCAUGCUGUCUACAGCGGCCAAGGCCAGGACAGCAUUCGUGAAGGCAUAGAAGGAGCAGAAAGUACGUGGCCCGAGCACGCGCGGGACGCGCAUAUGACGACAAUCCCAGGAUAUCAGCAGCGACGGGCGCAAGGGGCCAGAGAUCUGACCGAAGCCGAACUGUGGGGGCAAGAGUACCUGGAGCAUGACGUCGUUAAGUUGCAGUAUCUGAAGCAGCAUCAUUACCACCCGCUGAACGUGGAAACUGGCGAACGCAUGCCAUUGCGAGGCUGCCAGAAGAAAGAAAACAUGGGUGUAUGCAAAUCAGACUUUCCACGCGAUCAGUGGCUGUCUGACUCUGCGAAAGUGCUUUGCCCAUGCCAGCUCCAAUCUCAUGGCUUCAGUCUAACGGGUCGUAAGAAUCGGUUAGGGGCCCUUCAUGGUCCGUACGGGCAUCCUUACUUGAAUCCUUGCCAUCCAGCACUUUUAGCUGGGAUGCGAGGUGGGAACAAUGACGUCCAAGUGCCGUACAGGUUGCCGUACGCGUGUGCAACGUGUGGCGACUCGCUUUCGGGCAAAGAGAAACAACUCAUAGCGUUAGCGGCCCAACGUGCCCAAGAUGCGCAAACAGGUUAUUGCAGCGAUUAUUGUUCCAAAAAUCAGCCCAUGGGGUUCCACGAGAUCAAAGAAUUUCAAAAAGGGCACAUCACUUUACAUGCAUCAUUAAAGCAGGCGGACGUGGAUCACAUUGGCAAAAGACAUGCCAACCGGUUUUUAAGUGAUGCCUACUGCAAAGGCCUGGUGCGCGGCCAAGUGGAAUGUUGCAACCUGCGUGCCAACCACAUCGAUGGCUCGAUUGUAGCCGCAGAACGUGUUUCCUCGUGCAACUUUACGAUGUUUCCUGGGCACGUUUAUUUGCAGCUACUGGAAAAGUUGGAAGGAAAAGAGUCCGGGUCCGAUAUAGCAUAUAUUCGAACCCGUAAGGCGCCAGGAUCUGGAGCGCGGCAUGUGCGGGAAGCGGCGACUGGCCAAGCAUAUAGUCAUCGGCCGUCGGACUCCGAGUGCUGGUGGCUGUCCCCAUACGAGUUCACUAUGCACUGGGAACUGGUUCCUGCGCGCAUCCCGCAUUCUCGCGCUGAGUGGGAAGCAGCAAAUUCCGACGCAUGGGAUGUAGCACUUACGCCGGUCGGCGAACAAAAACUGCGAAGUAGCCCGCUGCAGGCUGCUGCCAAAUUGAAGCCCAGCACGGACUACCGGUUGAAAGUAAUUCGUUCCCGCGACCGCGUUUGUUUUGCGUCCACUGCGGCCACUGCAGUGCUUCGACACAACUGGUACCUGCAGCGCCGCGUGCGCCCACGGUGUCCUCAUUUCGCGAAUGCCCCGGUGCCACAGCGCUGGACCGAAAAGGCGGAUCGGAACGCCCGAUUGACGUGCGUUUAUUUUCGCGCAUGGACCUUAGACAUGACGCGGGCAACAUCACAAGUCCCGCACUUAAGUCAGUUGUUGGGACCGCAUGAGACUUGGGAAGAUGCUCUGCGAGAGUGGCUGCUUCGGUUGCCCUGCGCCGAAACAAAGCGCCACGUCGGCAACUUCUUGUCUGUGUAUCGUGUUCGACCCAGCGCGGAAGCAGACGUCAACAGCGACGACGAUGGUGUGGACGAACCGUUUACACUGCGUCCGGCCGAUGUCGCGGCGGCGCUCCGCACGCAAUUCCCGGCUCAGAAAGCGAGCAGCUGCAAAGCCGCAAACGACGACCGGGCAAACCGCAUCGAAUCAGCAAUGAACACAGCAGAUGGACUUUGGCAGGCACCUGCGCUGCCUCACAGACGCCCUGAAGCAAGCACACGGUACUGUGCCUUGGAUCCGAAGGCAAUGCAACAAGCUGCCCGGAAACGAGUCGACGCACGAGCAGUUGCUUCACCCGUACCCAGUUGCGUGGCAGCGCGCCCCUGUCGGGCAUCUGUUGCGGAGGUGCGAACGUGGGCCGCUGCUUUGCCGCAUGCACCAUGCAACGCGGAGCAGCGAGCCUUCUGCGAGCUGGUCGCGGCACGCGUGGAAACAGAACUGGCGGCCAGCACCUCCACCGCAGGGUGUGGCCAUGUGGCGUCAGAACCGCUUCGCUGGGUCUUACAUGGUGGUCCUGGAACAGGAAAAUCUCACACAUUAAAGUUUCUGCGGCAGGAUUUAUUCGAAGACGUGCUCGGCUGGCACCACGGCGUUGACUUCCAGAUCGUCAGUUUUCAAGCUGUUAUGGCUGAACUGCUGGAAGGCGACACAAUACAUCAUGCGCUGGGAUUGGACUGGUCAGGCGACAGAACUCAGAGUUUGGCACGCGCCAUGGAAUGUGCAGGUCGCAGCUUGCAAUGGCGAUGGUUGAUUUUGGAUGAGUUUAGCAUGGUGAGCGCUGAGUUGCUAGCGCAGCUUGAACUUCGGUGCCGCGAGCUCAUGCGGGACCUCAGCCUAGCUAAGUAUGACGGCAACGGGAAAAUCCGACCGUUCGGCGGGUUGAACGUGAUUUUGGCCGGAGAUGUCUACCAACUACCACCACCAAAAGGAACAUUCCUAGGGGACAUCCCAUGGGAUUUGCUUGCCGGACGCAAGAGCACGAGACAGGCCCCGGGACAUCAAGGUCAAACGCUUCUCUGGGGCGAGGCCGCAGCAGGGAUGCAAGGGAUGACAGAACUGGUGCGCUGCGAGCGCACGCAAGACGCUUGGCUGGCUGAGCUCCAAGGAGAACUUCGUCAUGGGCAGCUAUCAGACGAUAACCACAAGUUUCUUCAUGGGAAACCAACUACGGUGCCAGGCAGCUGGAUUGCUGGGCAUGCAACGUGCGAACAACCAGGUUGCGCCGCAUUGCCCACACUAGGUUUACGUCCAGAAGCCAUACAAGAAGCCGAAUGCAGCUACUGCGCCGCUGAUCGGCGUUCUCGCAUACUUGUGGCGCAAGGGGAUGCGGACCCCCGGUUUCAGAACGAAUUUGCUGAUGCAGUUGCAAUUUUCGGCACCAACGACAUCAAAUAUCAUGUCAACAAGCUUCGCGCCAUACAGUGGGCAAAUGCCAGACAAAAGCAAGCAUACUUGUUUGUCGCGCAAGAUGUUGCAUCAUCCGUGGUCGUGCAGGAGAAGCCGAAUUUGACAGCGGAGAAAUUGCAAUGGCUGCAGCGACACGACAAAGAAUGCGGUGGGCUAUACGGCGUGUUGCCGUUGUGCGUCGGCAUGCCUGUCCGUGCAACAGACCACUUGGACCGGAAGCGCGGCAUUCUCAAGGGCACCAAAGGCCUCGUCGUGGGUUGGUCCGAGAUUGCCAAUGAGACGCCUGCACCUGAAGGAGUUGUGUGCAACGCAUUGCCAGCGGUGGUGUAUGUGAAGUUUGACACCGCGACAUCGUGGCAGAUACCAGGUAUGCCAGAUAGCAACGUGUACCCUGUCGGACCCUGCAGACGCGUGUGGUACUUGGACCGGCAACGCAAGAGCCCCAAGCUACGUGUGUCGCGCACGCAAUUUCCACUUGCGCCCCAAUUUGCCAUCACAGCGCAUGUAGCGCAAGGGCAAACCAUCAAAGAAGGCGUGAUGACCGAUCUUUGUAUCGGCCCAAUGGGCAACCCAUUCACGGUUUACGUUGCAAUCACCCGCGUCCAAGGCCGUGGGAAGCUGCUGAUCUUCCGCCCUUUCGACGCCGCGCCAUUCCAAAAGGGAAUCGGUUUGGGCCGGGACCUUCUUCUGCGACACCUCCGCGGCGACGCCAUCAACUGGCAGGCGUUGCUCGCAAAAUAUUGCGAAGAACGCGUGUGUUCAACUUGCGCAGAACGAAAACAAAGCACAGCGUUCACAUCUGGCCAAUGGAAGCGCAGCGACACGGACCGGGUGUGUCGCGAAUGCACAAAACAUUAUGCAGAUGCUGGAACCCCGUGGCAAUGCAACGUGUGCAAGCUGUGGCAUGUCGAGACCAAUUUCCCAGAAAAGCAUCGCCAACGGCAAUGUAGUUUUUUCCGUGUUUGUUUGACAUGCGAAGUCAAGAAGCCAUGUUUCAAAUGCGGGGUUCCCAAGGCAGAGAAAGACUAUGGCCCUGCUGCCUGGAAAGCUCGCCAUGCUGACCGACGCUGUUGCCGUGAGUGCGUCCAGAAGCUGCGGGGGUAUUGGUCUUGCGCCGAAUGUUCAGAGCGAAAACCACACGCAGAGUUUACGGCUUGGCGCGAAAGCCACGAUUACAGUCAAGAUGGCACGCAGUGUUGCAACACGUGCAUCAGUUUAGCCUUGGUGUGUCAAAUUGCCCGUCGCGCGAACGAACGGUUGACACCGCUGCGGCGGCGCGAGAAAAGUCGACGGCAUCAGGCCAUCAUAGACGAAGUGCGCCAAGAAAUUCUGGAAAGGACCAGGCAGAAAACCACGAUUGCGUUCACCCAAGACAUGCAAAGCUGCAAAGACCGAUUGCCAGAUUGCGCCACAGGUUCCGUGCGCCCUGAGGCUGCCACCGCAAGCGCAGCCAGCCACGAGGAACCACGCCCACCAGAGACGGAUGUGACAGCAAAGAACGGCAAACAGAUCCGCCGGUACCAAUGUCCAUUCUGCCAGCAACAAGUGAAAAGCACUGUGGAGACUGGGCAAAUUAAUCACUCGUUUGCGUGCGGAAAAUUUUUCCGUGUCGUUGGCGGCUUUGUCACCGGUCGCAUUCACAAACACGCAUGCCCAACGUGCGCAACAAUCGUUUACUCAGAAAAGGCCGCUGGCCAAAUCAAAGCCAGGCACAGAAACUCUGCCGGACGCACAUGCCGCCGGGAAAGCUGGAACGUGACGGCAACGCUGGACUAA